UUUCAUAACUCUAACACCCCUAAUUAAAGUUCCAAUCUUGGUUAGCGUUAAUAACCGACAAUCACAACAGAUAGAUCCAAAGAGAGACAAUCGAAGCAAGAGAAACGGACGAUGACGGACAGUUUGAUCCGAGCACUAGUUGAAGCGAUUCACUCCACUCCUACUCAGGCCGUCCUCUACUUCUCCGGCGGUGCUUCACAGGUCUUAGGGUGGUUGGCGGCAGUUCCUGGAGCGUCAAACACAGUUCUUGAAGUUAUUGUUCCUUAUUCUCGUAUGUCAAUGAUCCAAUUGCUUGGGAAGGUACCUGUUCAAUUCACUAGCAAGGAGACUGCUGAAGACAUGGCAUUAGUGGCUUAUAAUCGUGCUCUAAAGCUCUCCAAACCAGGUUCUCCUGUAGUAGGUGUGGGAUUUACUGGUUCUUUGGUUACCACACGUCCAAAACUUGGGGAUCACAGGUUUUACUUGUCAACACGAACUUCUAACAGGCUUUGGGCUUCUUCAGUAACUUUGUCAAAGGGUUUGAGAACCCGAGAUCAAGAAGAAAGAGUAUCAAGCCAAGUUUUACUCAAGGCGAUUGCAGAAGCUUGCAAGGUUCCAAAUUCAAUAACAUUUGAUUCAGAUUUGACUGAAGGUGAAGUUCCUGAUGUAAGUGAGUUGCAUUUUGAUGAAGAUCAGGAACUUGAACAAUUAAUACAAGGCAAAAUAUGCUUCAAAAUCUUCCCAUUUUUAAAUGGCACACAAGCUUCAAAUGGAGAUAGGAAAGUAAUUCUUUCUGGAUCUUUUAAUCCUCUACAUGAUGGACACGUUAAGCUCCUUGAAGUUGCAAUGAGCCUUUGUAGUGGGGGGUAUCCAUGCUUUGAAUUGUCAGCCAUAAAUGCAGACAAACCUCCAUUGACAGUUUCACAGAUUAAAGAUCGUGUUAAACAAUUUGAAAAAGCUGGAAAAACAGUGAUUAUUUCUAAUCAGCCGUAUUUCUAUAAGAAAGCAGAGCUGUUUCCUGGUAGUGCUUUUGUAAUUGGUGCUGAUACUGCAGCAAGGCUUAUAAAUCCAAAGUACUAUGGUGGCAGCUAUGAGAAUAUGAUAGAGACACUUGUCGGAUGCAAAAGAACAGGAUGUACUUUCCUUGUAGGAGGUCGAAAUAUGGAUGGUGUUUUUAAGGUUUUGGAAGAUUUUGACAUUCCAGAUGAGUUGAAAGACAUGUUUAUUUCGAUACCAGUUGAUAGGUUUCGAAUGGACAUUUCAUCAACCGAAAUAAGGAAAGGUCGAGAGGGGAAGUAAAAAAUAAUAUUAUAUAUUUGACUCACAUUGGGUUAUUAUUUUGAACUUGGUAUUUGUAAACUAAAUCAAUUUGGUGGAUUUUUGUUAACUUUUAGAUGUAUCAAAUGUCAAUUAGUGUCAGUUUUGGGCCUAAUCUUUUUUCUAUGGUAUAAGGUUGAAUUAGAAGACAAAUUUGAAAAACAAAAUGAGCAUUAUUUUUCGAAUACAACGAUACGGAAUAAGG
This is a messenger RNA of Lactuca saligna, 1501 nucleotides long. Lineage: Eukaryota; Viridiplantae; Streptophyta; Magnoliopsida; Asterales; Asteraceae. The record is from the annotation of a GenBank genome assembly.